AUGUAUAAAUUCCUUGAUACACCACUCAUGCUUCAUAAGAGUAUCAACAUUACUAAGGAAGAGGCAAGAGAAGUUGCCUUGAAACAAGUUAUAUUCCUAUGUCAAUCUGGAUAUUUCAAUGUAACAGAUAUGAAAAAGAAUCCUGAACUGUUUCUUCAAAGAAUGGAAGCUGGAAUUAUUGAUGCCUCAAUGAAUGUCAAGUUGGGUGUUCAAUUACUUCUCUUUGCUGGUAGUAUUAUGAACUUGGGUACCAAGAAACAUCAUGAUUUAUACUUGAAAAGAGCAGAAAGAUGUGAAUUACCUGGUGCAUUUGCAAUGACAGAAAUUGAACAUGGAAGCAAUGUUAGAGAAUUGAAAACCACUGCCAUAUUUGAUGAACAAACAAAUGAAUUCGUCCUCAAUACACCAAACAAGGGAGCUAUUAAAUGGUGGCUCGGAAAUGCUGCUUGUCAUGCUACAAUGGCAACUGUUUUUGCUCGACUCAUUUUGAAAGGAAAGGAUUAUGGUGUUCAUGCUUUUCUUUGUCCAAUUAGAGAUCCAAAAAGUAUGGAAUUAUUGCCAGGUGUCAUUGCAGGAGAUUGUGGUGAUAAGAUUGGAUUGCAUGGAGUUGAUAAUGGAUUCCUAGAGUUUGAAAAUGUCAGAAUUCCAUACGAUAAUUUAUUGGAUAGAUUUGGUGGAAUUGAUUUAGAAAGCAAGUCAUACAAAUCUGAAUUUGAUAGUGCAGGAAGAAGAUUUGCAGCAGUUCUUGGAGAAUUAAUUACUGGAAGAGUUACCAUUGUAAGUGGAUCAUUGAAUUGCAGAAGAGUUGGAUGCAUGAUUGCCACACGUUAUGCAAGUCAGAGAACUCAAUUUUCUGCAGGUAAAGAAUUCCCAGAACAACCAAUUCUCGAUUACAAAUCUCACAAAACAAGAUUAAUGCCAAUAAUUGCCUCUUCUUACGUUUUUGAGUUUAUUAAGAGAAAUGUUGUGAAAAAGUAUUGUAGAUUACAUUUGGAAAAGGUUUCAGAUGAUGAAUUGCAAGAAAUUCAUGCCCUUUCUGCUGGUGUAAAAGCUGCAAUGUCUUGGGAUACUCAAACUCAUUUGCAAACAUUGAGAGAAAUGUGUGGUGGACAUGGUUAUUCUGCAUAUAAUCGUUUGGGAACUCUUCGUAAUGAUCACGAUGUUUUGAAAACAUUUGAGGGUGACAAUACUGUAUUAAUUCAACAAUUAGGUGGAUAUUUAUUGAAAGAAUUCAGCAAGCAGUUUAGUGGUGAGCUGAUAUCAGAUUCAGUUCAGUAUAUUAGAAAGCAAGUUGGUGGUAUGGCUCAAAGAAAUCCACUCAUUACCAGAUUGUCAAGUAAGAAACAUUUGAGAAACUCUGAUUAUCAUUUGCAAGCUUUCGAGUAUAGAACUGCAAAAUUAUUACAAGAGUGUGCAUUGGAAAUUAAUGUAAACAAGAAGAAACAAGGUAUUUUCCGUGCAUUCGGUGAAUCUCUCCCUAAAUUAAUUAGAUUAGGUAGAGCCUAUGUUGAGCAAGUUGCCUUACACGAUUAUUUACAUGGCAUUGAACAAGUUCAAGAUCCAGAACUUAAACCUAUUUUGAAAAUGAUGGGAGACUUGUAUGCUUUGGAUAUUAUUUCUAAGAAUGUUGGAGACUUUAUUGACCUCAUCAAGAAGAACAAACUCUCAGCCAUUCACGAUAUGGUUGAAUGGUUGUGUGAAGAAUUGAGAGUUCAUGCUGUUUCUCUUGUUGACUCAUUUGGAUUUCCUGAUUUUCUAUUGGAUGCACCAAUUGCUAAGAGAGAUCAUGUUCGGGAUGAUUUUUAA
Naegleria gruberi is the source of this 1806-nucleotide messenger RNA. RefSeq names its product peroxisomal acyl-CoA oxidase. Gene Ontology annotation, biological process: lipid homeostasis; fatty acid beta-oxidation using acyl-CoA oxidase. The transcript is spliced from 3 exons. NCBI's taxonomy places the organism in Eukaryota, Heterolobosea, Eutetramitea, Acrasida, Naegleriidae. The coding region runs from base 1 to 1806 and encodes 601 amino acids. The record is from RefSeq and is a predicted model, not a curated record. Gene Ontology annotation, molecular function: FAD binding; fatty acid binding; acyl-CoA oxidase activity. Gene Ontology annotation, cellular component: peroxisome.